Messenger RNA from Ornithorhynchus anatinus (platypus), 2057 nucleotides. It is a transcript of the gene CERS4, whose product is annotated as ceramide synthase 4. The transcript has 11 exons. Gene Ontology annotation, molecular function: DNA binding; sphingosine N-acyltransferase activity. NCBI's taxonomy places the organism in Eukaryota, Metazoa, Chordata, Mammalia, Monotremata, Ornithorhynchidae. The record is from RefSeq and is a predicted model, not a curated record. Bases 542 to 1717 code for a protein of 391 amino acids. Gene Ontology annotation, biological process: ceramide biosynthetic process. Gene Ontology annotation, cellular component: membrane.
UGUUUGUGUGUGUGUGUGUGUGUGCGUGCGCGCAGCCCAAAGCUACUGGAAAGUUGCCGCGGCUCCCGGAUCCGGUGCUCGCUCGCCGCCCUGCCCUUCGUCGCCUCCCUCCUCCAUGGCAACGGGGUCCUCUUUUCCCCCGGGGGCCUCCGGGCUCUGUUGACGGCCCCGCCACCCCGCGGCCGCCAGAUCCGCUCCGCCGGCUCCGCCGCGCUCGCCGGGCGGCCGGAACGGGCGGGAGGAACGCCGACUCCCGGCUCGGGGAGUCCGGUCUGAGUCAUCCGCCUCGUCUUGCUUCAUCUGGCGGUCCUGCCUCGGCCUCCCUCACGCCCUGCUUCUCCUCCUCCUCCUCCUCCUCCUCCGCGGCGAUCGGAGCCCCGGCCCCGGACUCCGGGGUGAGGUUGACCUCCGACCCGGGAACUUCACCCCGCGCCAGCGGCUGCAGGGUCCAAGGGCAUCCACGUCCGCAGUCGGCACCCAGACGGGCUCGUGGGAAGGACACAGACGCGGCCAUCUGCCGCUGAAGCAAGCAGCACUCAGUAUGCUGGCCCUCCUGAACAAAUGGUUUUGGAAGGAUGAAUACUGGUUCCCCCCAGGAUACUCUUGGGCAGACAUGAAGGAGACGGAUGAGAUCAAGUACCCUCAGCCCCAGGACCUCCUGAUGGCCCUCCCUGUGGCCAUGGUCAUGGUGGCUGUCCGAUACACCUUUGAAAGGUUUGUCGGGCUGCCCCUGAGCAGACUGCUGGGGGUGAGGAACCAAGUGAGAUUAAAAGCCCCUCCCAACCCUGUGCUGGAAGCUUUCUUCCUGCUCCAGAGCAAGACUCCCAAGGAGGACCAGCUGCUCAGCCUCAGCAGGCAGUGUGACCUGUCGGUCCGGCAGGUGGAGCGGUGGUUCCGAUGCAGACGGAACCAGGACCGGCCCUGCAUGACCAAGAAAUUCUGUGAGGCCAGCUGGAGAUUUGCUUUCUACCUCUGUUCUUUUUUUGGCGGGCUGGCUGUCCUGCAUGAUAAACCCUGGUUUGUGGAGCCCAAGCUAUGCUGGGACAACUAUCCCUACCAGCCUCUGAUGCCUUCCCUGUACUGGUGGUACAUCCUGGAACUGGGUUUUUACGUCUCGCUGCUGCUCACUCUCCCCUUAGAUGUGAAGAGGAAGGAUUUCAAAGAGCAGAUAAUUCAUCACUUUGUCACCAUCACCCUGAUGACGUUCUCCUACUGUGCCAAUUUCCUGCGCAUCGGGACACUGGUGUUGCUGCUCCAUGACGUGUCGGAUUACCUCCUGGAGGCCUGCAAGAUGUUUAAUUACACUCAGUGGAGGAAGGUCUGCGAUAUUCUCUUCAUCAUUUUCGCCCUGGUAUUCAUUGUGAGCCGACUGGUCCUGUACCCAACCAAGGUUCUCUACACCACGUACUACGAAUCAAUGGUCACCUUCAAGCCAUUCCUCGGAUACUACUUCUUCAACGGCCUCCUCAUGGUCCUGCAGGUGCUGCACAUCUUCUGGUCCUACCUCAUCCUGCGCAUGGUCUACAAGUUCACCAUUGCCGGCCAGAUGGAGAAGGACGAAAGGAGUGAUGUGGAAGAGGUGCUGACAGAUGAUGAGCGGGAACACCUCCCCAAUGGGGCCGACCACCUCAGCAGCACCUCCAACAACAACUACGCCCCAAAGAGCAGGGCGGAAGGGCCGCGCCACCUUGCCAACGGACACCUCAAAGCCACAUAGCCCCUGCUCGGCUCAGAGGGGACCCGGCCAGCAGCGGGGGUCUUGGACGUCUGGAGAGCCCCAUGGACCCGGAGAUUCCCCUCAGUUCCCCGAGGAAUCCGUUUGUGUCAGCUUGCUACCCCCUACGACCACCUCUGCCUUCCAGGCGGGUGAGACUGGGGUGCUGGCCCUUUGAUGGCUUCCUCAUCUAUCCCUCACACCCCUUCCGAGGGCUGAGGGGAGGAGGAGCCGGAGCCGGAGGAGGGAUCAAAUGAUCUUAGAGGACUGUAGGUUUUUCCUUAAUUGCCUUUUCUCUCAAGCAACUCUCCUAGGCAGAAACCAAGAUUGUUAUUCUAAUCUG